This is a messenger RNA of Lates calcarifer (barramundi perch), 1393 nucleotides long. Its product is annotated as histamine N-methyltransferase A-like. The record is from RefSeq and is a predicted model, not a curated record. Bases 166 to 1128 code for a protein of 320 amino acids. Gene Ontology annotation, molecular function: N-methyltransferase activity. The transcript has 8 exons. NCBI's taxonomy places the organism in Eukaryota, Metazoa, Chordata, Actinopteri, Centropomidae.
CAGCGACUUUAACAACUAUUGUUACAACAGCCAGGAGCACUAAUGAACCAAAUGACAUCAAUUGCUGUGGAAAUGAUCGCGCAGAGGUUAUACACCUGGGACUCCCCACCAGUCAGUCAGAACUGAAGAAGGCUCUUGGAUGACAGUAAGAAUCUGACAGCACAGAUGCAGCUGAUUCAGGCAAAGUUCAUCUUUCCAGGGUUAUGCAACAAACGUUCAUUGGAAGCCAGCCAGCCUGUGGGAGGGGGAUCAGUCAUGGCUGCAGAAGCAAAGCAGACUUGUUAUGAGGGCAGUUCGGUUCAAAGUUUUCAGUUCUACCUGAAACAUUCGGGAGAACACAAGGCCAUUCUCCAGUGUGUUCACAGCAUCCUGCCUGGAGAAUUUAAAAGAAUUGGAGAUGGCAAAAGUAGCCUGGAUGUUCUUGGCGUUGGAAGUGGUGAAGGGCAGUUGGAUGUCCAGAUGCUCUCUCUACUGCAGUCUACAUUCCCUGCUGUUCCUAUCACUGCUGACAUUGUGGAGGGCAGCUCUGAGCUCACAGAUAACUUCAAAGCUUUGGUAGCAAAGACCACCAACCUUCAGAAGAUCCCUUUUGCUUGGCAUAUCAUGAUCAGUGAGGAUUAUGAGAAGCAAAUGAAAGCAGAGGGAGACAUGAAGCGAUUUGACUUCAUACACAUGAUUCAGAUGCUCUACUAUGUGGACGACCUUACUGAAACUAUCAAGUUCUACCACAGCCUUCUGAAAAACAAUGGCAGGCUUAUGAUCGUCAUUGAAACAGCCAACGGUGGCUGGGACACCCUGUGGAAGACGUACAAGAAGGAGCUGUGCGUUGAUGCCAUCACAGAGUACCGUUCAUCAGCAGAGGUGAUCGCUUGCCUGAAGAGCCAGGGCCUAAAAUAUGAGGAGCACAUAAUUCACAACACCUUUGACAUCACAGAGUGCUUCAAUCCAAGCAGCACAACUGGAACACGUCUGUUGAAUUUCAUGACGGCCAGAGAUCACUUCUACCAGUCCUUCACCCCUGAGAUCAGAGCAGGCAUGUUAGACCUUCUCAGAAACAAGUGCAGCACUGAAAAAGAUGGCAGGGUUUUCUUCAACAGCAAUUUGAGCUGUAUACUUGUUUAUGUCUGAGUAUGUCCUAUUGGAAAUGUUCAUACAUUUUCAUUUCUCCAUUUCAUUGAAUCAAUCAAUCAGUGCUUACAUUUGAUCAAAUGCACAAUAUAUUUGCCUGUUGCUAAGAUUUUUCAACCUAUAUUCACCAAGCUUUUUCCUCUUACCAAAAUUACUGUCACUGGUGAUUAAAAUCACCGCCACAGACUGUUUAACCUUUACAAGGUUUUAGAAAAUCAACUAUAAAGUUUUUGAAAACACUCUUGAUAAAGCAUAAAUCUCUUUG